This is a messenger RNA of Ochotona princeps (American pika), 738 nucleotides long. It is a transcript of the gene DNAL1, whose product is annotated as dynein axonemal light chain 1. Gene Ontology annotation, molecular function: protein kinase binding. Gene Ontology annotation, cellular component: cytoplasm. The transcript is spliced from 8 exons. Lineage: Eukaryota; Metazoa; Chordata; Mammalia; Lagomorpha; Ochotonidae. The record is from RefSeq and is a predicted model, not a curated record. The coding region runs from base 216 to 671 and encodes 151 amino acids.
CUAGUAGUCUUGAUCGGUAGUUUGAAAAGGGCCGCAGAUCCAGCCAGAGCUGUUUAGCACAGAGUGCUGUAGUUCGGCCAGCCAGAGAUGCUUUAUGAAGAGCAAAAGCAACAACAAUCAAAGAAGCCCUAGCCAGAUGGGAGGAGAAAACAGGUCAGAGGCCAUCUGAAGCCAAAGAGCUAAAGCUUUAUGCCCAAAUUCCCCCCAUAGAGAAGAUGGAUGCAUCUUUGUCAACUCUUUCUAAUUGCGAGAAGCUUUCAUUGUCAACAAACUGCAUCGAAAAAAUUGCCAACCUGAAUGGCUUAAAGAACUUGAGAAUAUUGUCAUUAGGAAGAAACAACAUAAAGAACUUAAAUGGACUGGAAGCAGUGGGAGAUACAUUGGAGGAACUUUGGAUUUCCUACAAUUUUAUAGAGAAGUUAAAAGGGAUACAUGUGAUGAAGAAACUGAAGAUUCUCUACAUGUCUAACAACCUGGUGAAAGACUGGGCUGAAUUCGUGAAGCUGGCGGAACUGCCGUGCCUGGAAGACCUCGUGUUUGUAGGCAACCCCUUAGAAGAGAAGCAUUCAGCAGAGAGCAACUGGAUUGAAGAGGCAACAAAGAGGGUGCCCAGGCUGAAAAAACUGGAUGGUACUCCAGUAAUUAAAGAAGAUGAGGAAGAAGAAAACUAACACCGUAUUUUCCACUUUGCAUUAACUUAUUUAAAUAUCAUAAGAACAUAGAUAAGUUUUAUAAAAU